Rhodamnia argentea is the source of this 1351-nucleotide messenger RNA. Its product is annotated as mitoferrin. The transcript is spliced from 3 exons. The record is from RefSeq and is a predicted model, not a curated record. Gene Ontology annotation, biological process: iron import into the mitochondrion. Gene Ontology annotation, molecular function: ferrous iron transmembrane transporter activity. Lineage: Eukaryota; Viridiplantae; Streptophyta; Magnoliopsida; Myrtales; Myrtaceae. Gene Ontology annotation, cellular component: mitochondrial membrane.
UUUUAGCUGAACUAAAGAAGUGAUCGAAAGAUCCUUAUUUUCGGCAAUUCCAGAUUAAAGGAAGAGAAGAAAUUUAUCGUUUUUAAACUUCCACAUGACCGUGGGAUGGAAACUUUCUUAAAUCUUGUGAUUAUUCUGCGGUUUCAAUUGUAGAUUCGGUUUCAAUUUAUCUUUUCAUGCUCCUUUGGGGAAAGAACUAGAAAUUCUGCCGUCUCUCUCAAGUCGGCGACUUUACUGCUUGGUUUCUUCCAUGACGCACCUGGCGACUCGACUCAACUCUCACCUCCAUCCAUGGCCACAACAGACGCCUCUACCACAUUCCAGAUCGCCGAGCGACGCUCUCUUCCUCCGCCGCCUGACCAUCGCUCCGAAAUGGAGGCAUCCGCCCACGACGGCCUUCGCUUCUGGAAAUUCAUGAUUGCCGGUUCCAUCGCCGGCUCCGCCGAGCAUAUGGCCAUGUUCCCUGUCGACACCGUCAAGACGCAAAUGCAAGCCAUGGGCUCUUGCCCCGUCAAAUCUGUUCCUGUCGGAGUAGCACACUCGCUCCGAACCAUUUUGAAGUCGGACGGUCCGAUGGGCCUCCACCGGGGCAUAGCCGCCAUGGGCCUCGGCGCCGGCCCCGCUCACGCCGUCCACUUCUCUGUCUACGAAGUCUGCAAGAAGUUCUUCUCCGGCGGUGACCCCCGCAACCCGGCCGCCCACGCCAUUUCCGGAGUGUGCGCGACUGUGGCGAGCGACGCGGUGCUCACGCCGAUGGACAUGGUGAAGCAGAGGCUGCAGUUGAGGGACAGUCCUUAUAAAGGAGUGUAGGAUUGCGUGAGGAGCGUUUUGAAGGAGGAUGGCGUCAGGGCCUUUUAUGCCUCGUAUAGGACUACGGUGUUCAUGAAUGCUCCGUUUACCGCUGUGCAUUUCGCGACGUACGAGGCGGCGAAAAGGGCUUUGAUGGAGUUCUCUCCAGAGAAUGCGGAUGAUGACCGGUGGGUGGUUCAUGCCACUGCUGGCGCAGCUGCCGGGCCAGCGGCGGCGGCGGUCACCACUCCGCUCGAUGUGGUCAAGACUCAAUUGCAAUGUCAGGGUGUCUGCGGUUGCGACAGGUUCAAGACCACCGCAAUAGGAGAUGUCAUUGAGUCGAUAGUGAAGAAGGACGGAUACAGAGGGCUCAUGAGAGGAUGGAUUCCGCGGAUGCUUUUCCAUGCUCCUGCCGCCGCCAUAUGCUGGUCUGCAUACGAAGCCUCGAAAGGCUUCUUCCAAGAGCUUAACAACCGCCGAGAUACUGAUACAGCAGCAUCAUACCACCACUUCUUUUUCCCAUUAAACAGAGAGAAGGAUAAGCAUAGUUAACCCAGUUACA